UGUGGGCGAGGAGCGCCUCUCGUCAGCUGUGCCAGAGCCACGGCACUCAGGACACCGCUGUCCCCCGGCCGCUCACAUCUGGACAAGCUGGCAGCCCAGUCUCCUCAGGAAUCCACGGCAAUGGAUUGGUGGAGGGACAAUUUCUGGAUCAUCUUAGCUGUGGCCAUCAUCAUCGUCUCUGCGGUCCUGGGCCUCAUCCUGUUCUGUAUCUGUAGGCGGCUGCUCAGACAAGGAGGGAAACUGGACAUUGCUAGACCUUUGAAUCAAAGGCGUAACGAUGAAGAAAUGAUGUAUGAGAAUGUUCUCGAUCAAUCACCGGGUCAGUUGCCCCCUCUGCCACCCAGGGGUUUGCUUUCUCAACAAGAUGCCUCCCCACAGGAAACCCCAAGUGAGCCACCACCGACAUACUCAUUGGUAAAUAAAGAUAGACAUGUGAAGACAGUUUCCAUCCCGAGCUAUAUUGAGCCUGAAGGUGACUAUGAUGACGUUGAAAUGCCUGCAGCUAUGGAGAGCCGUCAUUUUGAAACAACCGUUUCUUCUUUUUGGCAAGCUUAA
Eptesicus fuscus (big brown bat) is the source of this 555-nucleotide messenger RNA. RefSeq names its product SLP adaptor and CSK interacting membrane protein (gene SCIMP). Gene Ontology annotation, cellular component: tetraspanin-enriched microdomain; membrane; immunological synapse. The record is from RefSeq and is a predicted model, not a curated record. The transcript is spliced from 5 exons. The coding region runs from base 121 to 555 and encodes 144 amino acids. Lineage: Eukaryota; Metazoa; Chordata; Mammalia; Chiroptera; Vespertilionidae.